Messenger RNA from Ctenocephalides felis (cat flea), 654 nucleotides. RefSeq names its product calmodulin-A-like. The transcript is spliced from 2 exons. The coding region runs from base 1 to 654 and encodes 217 amino acids. Gene Ontology annotation, molecular function: calcium ion binding. NCBI's taxonomy places the organism in Eukaryota, Metazoa, Arthropoda, Insecta, Siphonaptera, Pulicidae. The record is from RefSeq and is a predicted model, not a curated record. Gene Ontology annotation, cellular component: myosin II complex.
AUGUCAUUAUCAGACAGUGUGGAGAAAAGACUAAAAAAACAAAAAUGCAUAACAUCGAAUGGAUUUAAGAAAAAUAGUGAACCACAAGGAGAUAAAACUGAGAAGCAAAAGAUUAUAAAAUCCAGCGGACAUCUCACGGAUGAUGAAAUUGCUGCAUGCAAGGAAGCAUUUAUACUAUUUGAUAUGAAUGCUGAUGGCUAUCUGGAUCCGGAAGAAUUUACGAAAGUUCUAAGAUCAUUGUCAAGAACUCCAAGCGACUCACAGGUAGAGAAAAUGAUGAAAGACGUCAUUCAUCGGAAGGAUGGUAAUGUGAACGGCAUUCAAUUGGACGACUUCAUUGCUCAAAUUGCCAGUAUCUUACCAAAUAGAGACAGUGAGGACAAAAUUAGAGAAGCUUUCCAAAUAUUUGAUAAAAAAGGCGAUGGUCGUCUUUUGGAAGCGGAAUUGAGGCAAAGCUUAACUACUGGUGGUGAUUGCUUGACGGAUGAAGAGGUUGAUCAGUUAAUCCAAGGUGGCAAUGUUGAUAUCAAUGGAAUGGUAGAAAUUGAAUCAUUGGUGAGACAGAUUUGUGAUAUGCAUCUUGGAAUUGAAAAUGUUGAGUGUAAUGUAAAAGAUGUAUUGUCAGAUGAUGAUGAAGAUGAUAGUGAUUAUUAA